CAACAGCUUUCACAAUAACGCAACAUGCCUCCUCGAGUUUCAAGGAGUUCGUUGAAAGGGGCAAGACCCUCAAAACCCCAAUCUAAUCCACGUAAACCCAAGAAAUCCGCCAAACGCGCACUUGAUGCCUUCGCCAUCGCCUCGCACGAAACCAGCGACUACCCGAAGAUAAGCAAGCAUCGACUUGGAGAAUCUGACGUCUCCUCACGUAGAAAACGACAGCGCAAUGACAGCGACGGCGAAUCAGGUGAAGACGAUGAAGAACCCAAGAGGAGACGGCAGAGGAAGGGCGGUGACGAUGAGAUGAGUUUCGAUGAAGACAGCGACUCUGAAGGCAAUAAUUGGACCAUGGGCCAUGUUGAAGAUGAUGACGAUAGCGAUAUCGACAGUGACGAGGCUUUUGGAGAGAGCGACGAGGAGAGAUUCGAUGGCUGGACAUUUCGAGGAAGUUCUACCACCAAGAAACAGGACCCAAAGAAAGGAAAAGCAAAGAAGCAAGUUAAAGCGGCUGAAGACUUCGACAUGGAUGGGGAUUUUGAUUUAAAUGAAGAUGAUAGUGAAGAGGAGGAAGACGAGGACGAGGAUGACCUGGGUGAGGAUGCCAUUGAUCUGGCCACGGCCCUAGAUCAGUAUGAGGAAAGUGAUAACGAACAGGACAAGAAGAAGAAGAAACCAAAAGAACGAUCUGUCGAGGAAAAUGGUGAUUUCCUAAGCGAAGAUGACGAAAGCUCGGAUUCUUCUUCAGAGGAUGAGGAUGAGAUCAGUAGGGCCUCAAAGCUCCAGAACCUCAUAUCAUCACUUCCCGAGGAAGAAGAAUCUACUACUGGAACUCGCAAAAAUCAACGUGCCGCACUCGAAUCGGCUGCUCCUUCCGAAUUCGCAGUCACCAGGAAGGUCGAUCUUGCAAGCUUCAAGCCCAAAGUGUCCGACCCCGAGAAGAAAAAGUCCUUGAAGCUAUUGCAGGAUGAUGUGAAGUCUUCAAAACGAAACGAUAUUGCACGGAAGCUAGAUGCCCCUUUGCCGAAACGUCAACAAGACAAGAUUGAUCGGAUAGCGGCCAACGAGAAGGCAAACGACACACUGGCACGAUGGACGGACACUGUCAAGCAAAACCGCCGCGCAGAACACCUUCAAUUCCCUCUCCAACAUCCUAAUGCCGGAUCGGCAUUUGGCGAGACUCGCCUUGUACCAACAACGUCAUCGGCUCCGGCGAAUGACCUCGAAGGAACCAUUCAGUCAAUUCUACAACAGAGCGGUCUAUCUAAUGGCAAAGAUGACGGCGAAGAUCAGAUUCAAAAGUGGGAGGAAUUGCAGACAAACAAGUUGCCCUUAGAAGAGGUGGAAAAGAGAAGAGCAGAGCUCCGCAGGCAACGCGAUCUCCUCUUCCGUGAGGAGGUUCGUGCGAAGCGGAUCAAGAAGAUUAAGAGCAAAGCUUAUCGCCGCGUGCACAGGAAAGAACGCGAGAGGUUAUUGCAGAAGGAGAGGGAUGCCCUCAAAGCAGACGGUGUCGAUAUUUCUGAAGAUGAAAGGGAAUACAACGAUCGACGAAGGGCAGAGGAGAGAAUGGGCGCUAAACAUCGUGAGAGCAAGUGGGCCAAGGGUAUCAAGGCCAGCGGACGAUCCGUUUGGGACGAAGACGCCCGCGAUGGCGUUACGGAAAUGGCGCGACGAAAUGAGGAGCUUCGCCGCCGUAUUGAGGGCAAGGAGGUCCGAGAUGAAGAUGAGGACCAUUCUGACUUUUCUGAUGAGGAAGAGGAGGAUGACGAUGACGAAGAUGGCGCUCUGCAGAAGUCACUCGGUCGCCUGCAAAAUCCUUUCUCCACAAAUGCCGAUCUCUCCCACCUGGGGAAGAUUGGUCAGAUGAAGUUCAUGCAAAACGCCGAAGCUGCAAGGAAAGCACAGAAUGACGAGACAGUCAGACAAAUGAAGAAAGAACUAGCCGGUGAGGAGAGUGACAGCGACGAAGGCGACGAAAACACAGCACGCAUUGGUCGAAUGAAGUACGGCCCUGGUGCCAAGCCUGCCAUUACGACCCGUGCUACUCGUAGUGAAUUCGAGGAACGUUCUGGUUCGGAAGACGAAGGAGAUAGCAAGAGCCGCAAGGCAUUGAAGUCAUCCGGCUUUAUCCCAGCGGGUUCAACUGAACGGUCAGAGAACCCGUUCAUCACCAAGGCUCCAAAAGAAAGCGCGAAGCCCAGCAAAGCAACGGAGGCUUUAUUGGAUGCCCACAACGCCAUCUCCACGUCGCACGAGAAGCAGUCAGCCAAAGCCAAAGCCAAAGCAGGAAAGAAAUCUAAGAGCAAGUCGAGUGACGACGAGCUGCCCCCGGCGAUUGUCAGUGCGCCCGAUGCCGAUGGAUGGCAAACGGUUACAUACGGCAACGACUCUGAUGGAGACUCGGACGAAGGAGUUGAUCUAGAUUUUGUUCAGAGUAACCAAGCCCUCACAGCUCAAGCAUUCGCAGGAGACCAGGAUGUGGAGGCAGAUUUCGCAAAGGAGAAGAAGGCUCAAGUCGACGAAGAAGCGCCACAGGAGACGGUCACGACUCUUCCCGGAUGGGGUAGCUGGACUGGCGAAGGUCUCUCCAAACGUGCCAACAAACGGGGACAAAAGACCGUAACUCGCAAGUCCGGAGUAGAUCCAUCCAAACGUAAAGACGCCAAGCUCGGGGAUAGAGUCAUUAUCAACCAGAAGAAAGUCAAGGCAAACAGCAAGUUCCUUGCAACCUCAUUGCCUUUCCCCUUCGAGUCCAAGGAACAAUACGAGAGGAGUCUUAGGUUGCCUCAAGGUCCAGAAUGGACGACCAAACAGACUUUCCAGGAUGCCACGAAGCCCAGAGUUAUCGUCAAGCAAGGAGUUAUUCGGCCUUUGCACAAACCAAUGGUUUGAGAGGCACGAAGGGCUGCAACUAUCGUCGUUUAUUGAAAGAUUCAAGGUCUGCAUCUCAACCUGUCAACAGCUGUCAGUGCAGCCCUGAUAGUCCGAAUCGGAGUCGAAAUCUGGGGUCACACCCUUCUGUUGUACGGUGGUUUUACCGCAUCGGCAGCUCACAGUGGAAUCAAUCGGCACUCACAAGACAUGAUCACUACAGGGACGGUCAGGAUUUUAGAGAGUUUUCAUGUCUCUAAUUGAAUAGCUAAUGGAGCAAUCGGUGUAACUUUGGCGUAAAAAAAGGGAGGAUCUUGUGAUUCUAUAUUGGUCGUGUCACGGCCGCAAGAGUACAUAUAGUCACAAAUACAAAAUGACACUGUCCAUUUGUAAGGCUGUCUUUGUUUGGCACCUGUCAUGCG
Aaosphaeria arxii CBS 175.79 is the source of this 3290-nucleotide messenger RNA. Its product is annotated as Utp14-domain-containing protein. The record is from RefSeq and is a predicted model, not a curated record. The transcript has a single exon. Gene Ontology annotation, cellular component: small-subunit processome; nucleolus. Gene Ontology annotation, biological process: rRNA processing. The coding region runs from base 25 to 2889 and encodes 954 amino acids. Lineage: Eukaryota; Fungi; Ascomycota; Dothideomycetes; Pleosporales.